Messenger RNA from Panthera uncia (snow leopard), 1127 nucleotides. Its product is annotated as 40S ribosomal protein S29-like. The record is from RefSeq and is a predicted model, not a curated record. The coding region runs from base 398 to 640 and encodes 80 amino acids. Gene Ontology annotation, molecular function: structural constituent of ribosome; zinc ion binding. Gene Ontology annotation, cellular component: cytosolic small ribosomal subunit. NCBI's taxonomy places the organism in Eukaryota, Metazoa, Chordata, Mammalia, Carnivora, Felidae. The transcript has a single exon.
GGGGGAGACGCAGAAUCCGAAGCAGGCUCCAGGCUCUGAGCUGUCAGUACAGAGCCCGACGUGGGGCUUGAACUCACAGACCGUGAGAUCGUGACCUGAGCCGAAGUCAGACGCUUAACCGACUGAGCCACCCAGGUGCCCCUCCUUUCUUUUAAUUUUUGAGAGAGAGAGAGAGAGUGUGAGCAGGGGAGAAGGGCAGAGAGAAUCUUAAGCAGGCUCCAUGCUCAAUGGAACCCAACGUGGAGCUAGAUCCCAUAACCCUGGGAUCGUGACCUGAGCGGAAAUCAAGAGUUGGAUGCUUAACUGACUGAGCCACCCAGGCACCCCAACAGGAAGUAGUUUCUUAAAGGUUGGUUGCAUUGUGGAAUAUGAAACCCUGUCAUUGAGCUUUUCAUUCAUGUUAAAAUCCAUUGGUCUGUCUGGAGAUCAUGGGUUGGUAACUUUGCCUCACUGCAUCCCAGAGAGCAAGAUGGGUCACCAGCAGCUCUACUGGAGCCGUCCGAGGAAAUCCGGUGAGGGUUCUCAUUCUUGCCACAUCUACUCAAACUGGCAUAGUCUAAUCUGGAAAUAUAGCCUUACUAUGUGCCACCAUCAUUUCCGUCAGUAUGCAAAGGAUAAAGGCUUCAUUAAGUUUGAUUAAAUGAGCUUCCUUGAAUGGGUCAUCCAGGAUACCUACAUUAACUGUAGAUAUCCAAGACACCUACCUUCCUGCUAACUCUUUGUACAUAAAAUUAAAGUACUUCAAUUAAAAAAAAGAAAAAUACUGGUUUAUUGAGUUAUAUAGAUCUCCCAAAUGUCAAUACAUUUCUUUAUACAACAUUUAAAAAUCCUAUUAAUCUCAUCAGAACUAGUCUUAUCAUAAAAGCUUGAACGAUUGGGAAGUUUUCAAGUUCAAAGGUGGAUAUAAGUUCUCUAAAAUUCUAAUUUUCACUUGAAAGCUUGAAUUUUAUCAUUGGCAACAAUGUUUGUUUUCUUGAAGUGACAGGCUUAUUUCAUUCAUUUUUAAGAAAAUAACCAGGUCCGAAUGACCUUAGUUUGUUGGCCAUUCUUUGAGGUAAAAAUUGUAUUCUAUGAAAAAUGUAAUUUUAAAAAAUGUUUAUUUAUUUGGAGAGGGAGGGAGGGGGAGG